UGUACUCCUGGGAGAUAUGGAAAAGAUUGCAAAGAGAUGUGUCACUGUGAAAGAAACGAGUUAUGUAAUCAAAGCAAUGGAUACUGUUCUGGGUCAUGUGAUCGAGGAUAUUAUAUGGAUAAAUGUCCAACAAAGCAGCUUGUAAUCCCUGGAUAUACUUUGGCAACUAGUAGUUCUGUUGAUCAUGAAUACGUUGGAAACCCAAAAAAGACAGUGGAUGGAGAUUUCAGACAAAGACCUUAUAUUCACUGCUUGCAUACAGCUCGCUGGCAAAAGGAGGCUUGGCUAAAGAUUGACCUUCGCAAAAUAUACAAUAUCAGCUAUGUCAAGUUUUGGUAUAGAAAUGACAGCAACAAUCCCUCACUACCUAACACAAGGAGGAUACAAGGGUACACCAUGAGUCUUUCAAACACAAGUAAAACUCCGGAAACAUGUUUUCAACACAAUGGAAAUGAUAACCUGCCAACAAUUAUCGAAAACAAUUGCAAAGGAGUAGCAGAGAACGUAUGGAUCAAGACAAAUAAAUGGUUUUCCGAUGGAGUUAUCCUGGAAAUAUGUGAAGUGCAGGUUUAUGGUUGUUCGUACCAGGAAAGCAGUGGACCUUGUGUCCGUUGCAACCAGUGUAAGGCUGGAUGCAAAGACAACGGGGAAUGUGAUGAAUCCGGUUGUAAGAUGAGUGGCUAUCUUCCUCCAUAUUGUAAAGAAUGUAAAAGUGGAAAAUUUGGUAAGGAUUGUACUUCUACCUGUGGGCAUUGUUCCAAUGAUGUUCCGUGCAAUAAAGUGAAUGGGUCCUGCCCUGAAAACUGUGCACCUGGAUGGAAAAACACAUCAGACAGGAAAUGCAAUCAAGAAUGUGAUAACGAAUCCUUUGGGUUGGAUUGCCGGUAUAACUGCAGCGGACAUUGUGAUGGAAAAGUGCCGUGCAAUAAAGUCGAUGGACUUUGUCAAGGAGGGUGUGAAGUUGGAUGGAUAAAUCCCUACUGCAAUGGAACCUGUCGUGGUGGUUUUUACGGCAAGAACUGCAAUCGUAGCUGUGGACAUUGCUUGAACAAAGAAAGCUGUGAUCACGUGACAGGUUAUUGUCCAGAUAAACUCUGUGAACCAGGAUAUAAAAAAAGAAAAUGUGAUAAAGAGUGUGAUAACGGAUAUUUUGGCAAUAACUGUAGAGAAGCAUGUAGUGGACAUUGUGCAGGGAAUGUGCCAUGCAAUAAAACUGACGGUACUUGUCCAGGAGAAUGUGCAGAUGGGUGGAUAAAGCCCCGCUGCAAUGAAACAUGUCCAAAUGGUUUUUACGGCAAGAAUUGUACUUUUCUCUGUGGACAUUGCUUGAACAAAAGAAGCUGUGAUCACGUGACAGGUUACUGUCCUUCUGGACAUUGUGAAGCAGGGUAUAAAUUUAAUGAAAAGAAAUGUGAUGAAGAAUGUGAUGCCGGUACUUUUGGAUACUACUGUAGGGGAAAUUGCAGUGGACAUUGUGCAGGGAAUAUGACAUGCAAUAAAACUGAUGGUAUUUGUCCUAGAGGGUGUGCAGAUGGAUGGAGAGAUUCCUCUUGCAGAGAAAAAUGUAAUGUGGGGUUUUAUGGCAAAGAUUGUCAGGAAGAGUGUGGUCACUGUGUUAUACCUGAGACCUGUCACCACGUCAACGGAUUCUGUCCCGGGCAAUGUGAACUUGGAUAUCAGGGAGAUAAAUGCAAUAGAGAAUGUGAUGUGAAUUUUUAUGGCAAAGACUGUCAGGAAGAGUGUGGUCACUGUAUAGGUCCUGAGACCUGUCAUCACAUCAACGGAUCCUGUCCCGGACAAUGUGAACCUGGAUAUCAGGGAGAUAAAUGUGACUUUAAAUGUGACAAUGGAACAUUUGGACUCCGCUGCAAUUUUACCUGUGCUCAAGGCUGUCUGUCUGUCUGCAAUAAGAUCAACGGAACGUGUGAUCAGUGUCAAUAUGGAUUUGUUGGAAUAUUCUGCAAUAUAACUGUUGCAGAUGUUCAGAGUGAGGCUUCCACGGCUGCUGCUGCAGGAAUAGGCGCUUUCAUGUUAAUACUAGUCAUAAUAGUCAUUGUCCUAGCGCUUAUUUUAGCAAGGAAAGCAAGACAGAAAAAGGAAGGUGACAUAGCCCUAAAAGAAAGAAAACAAGCGUCUAACACCGAAAACAAUAUUGAAGACAGACUAGAUAAUACUGAGAACCAUGCUCCUGUAGAGGAAAAUACUGAGAUUGAGUAUAUUGUCACAGACAACGGUCAGAAGAAAACUCUCAUCAGAAUAGCUGAUCUUGGAAGAAUAAUCAAAGUAUUCUCGAUGGAAGAAAAUAAGAAAUUCACUGAGGAAUUUAAGGGAAUACCCUACGGUGAACAGCAACACAUUCCUUGUUCCUUGGCUAAACUACAACAAAACAUGCCGAAAAACAGAUACAAAACGACGUUUCCAUGUAUGUUUAAUAUGUAUCAAAUAAUGCUUUUAAACUGUAGUUUGUUAAUAUUUCUUGAAUGUAAGGUAAGUUUUGCAAUAAAAUAGUUCUAUGAGUUUGAUCUAUA
Messenger RNA from Saccostrea cuccullata (small rock oyster), 2528 nucleotides. RefSeq names its product multiple epidermal growth factor-like domains protein 10. The transcript is spliced from 17 exons. Gene Ontology annotation, molecular function: scavenger receptor activity. The coding region runs from base 37 to 2508 and encodes 823 amino acids. NCBI's taxonomy places the organism in Eukaryota, Metazoa, Mollusca, Bivalvia, Ostreida, Ostreidae. The record is from RefSeq and is a predicted model, not a curated record.